AAAAUUUUUCUUGCAUCGUAGCAACAGUUGCUAGUAGCAUAACUAAUUAUUUGCCAACGAAUAAGAUUCGUUUAAUUUCAUCAAUAUUCCUUCUAUCUUAGAUAGCAACCUGCAGUGUUUGACUGCGACUCUACGUCUGCCAUGAUAAGGAGCUUCACAAAUUCUAAAUGCAAUCGCAUUGAAACAGAUAUCAUCAUUUUUCUCAAGACUUUUUACGGUAUAUUGACAAAUUUCUGAUUUGAACAAGCUCUUCACUUCUCUCGACACAGCUACUACGUUCGUCUAUUCUCACAGGAUAGGAUUCGUACCGUUUUAAAUGUCACUAUUUUCAGACAUGGGAUUUCUAAAGAAAAACUGCUGUGAUGAUUUAAAUGUCGAAAUGGAUUCAACAGAAAAGUGGAUUGACAUAUUGUCUUUUGAUGGCGGAGGAAGUCGAGGUGUAAUGGAACUGAAGAUUCUCGACGACGUUUUACGUUUGGCAACGAUUGUUUUGAAAACACCUGAGACUGUGAAUUAUCUUGUACAGGAAGAAAAUGACGAAAGCGAAGUAAAUUUCUUGGAAGAUCGUGACGUUCGAGAAAGUUUGAUCAAUGAUCUGAGAAAAGUUCAGGAUCCCAUUCAUCCCACCGAUGUUUACGACAUGAUAGUUGGAACCAGUACAGGAGGUCUGAUCGCGUUUGGUUUGGUUGGCGGAAAUAAAGUUGGCAACAACCAUCAUAAAAGAGAACGGAUGACUGUGGAAGAAUGCAUUCAGAUGUAUCUCACAAAGACUAGAGAAAUUUUUAGGAAGACCUGGUCCCACUGGUUUUAUUCUUACAUACCUUUGCUGUCCAAAAUCCCACUUCUGGCAUAUUCACAAGGUAACGUAGAGAAAGCCCUGGAGGAUCAGUUUGGUGAUUGCAGCUUAUGUGAUCUAGGCGGAGUGGAUCCUUUGAAGAACGUUGCUGGAGCUGUUGCAAGAAGACUUGGCAGAAACGGAGAUCUCGUACUAUUUGAUACAGCAAGCGAAGACUAUAAGAAUUACAAGGCUUACAAAGUCUUGCUCGCCUCCUCAAAUGCUCCAAUAUGCUUUGAUACUCCAGUAGACAUUGGCGACGAUAAAUUUGUAGAUGGAGGCGUUGGUGGAAAUUGUCCUUUGAAACAAGCAAUUCCCAGAGCAAAAAAACUUUUUGGAAAAGAUGGUAAACACGUAAAAAUUGUUUCGGUUUUAUCAAUUGCACCUCCAUUGCCUUUAGAAUCAGCAAUUGAUUCUAAUAGUGGUUUUGAAAGUUGGGUAAAGUAUUUUGUCAACGAAUCAACCGAUGGAAACGCAGUGUACAACGACGUUGUGAAGCAACAUAGAUGGAACAAAAUUUUGUUUCAAAGGUUGUCGCCACGUGGUAGGAGCUUACAAUCGUUUGAACUUGACGAUGUCGAUGUCCAAAAGAUGUUAGAUGACAUGGAAAACGAAAGGGCUGAGGAUGACAUGUUUCUUGUCGACGUUGUUGCCAUUGCAAUGGUUGUUGUCUUUACGUCUGUUGAAAAAGUGAAAAAUGAGCAGAAAACCACGUUGACCAUAGCAGCACAACUUGCUAAAGUUGCAGGACUUGCCUACCAAAGCAGGAAAGAAUAUGAAUCAGCAAUCGUUUCGUACAAAACAAGCAAACGUCUGCAAGAGAAAGUCGGCAUUGAUUUCACUUAUUUCGAAGUCUCAUAUAAUAUCGCAAAAUGCACAAAAGAACAGGGGAAAUUUCAAUGGGCAAUGAACCUAUUUAAAUCCAACGUUAAAAUCCUAGUUGGCCAUCAAGGUGACAAGAAGAUUUAUGAUAUACUGGUUGAUACUUUGAUCGAGAUAGCAGACUGUUACGUGGCAACUUUUCGAUAUGUAGAUGCGGAAGAAUACUUGAAUGAAUUUCUUCCGCAUCUAGAUAUUUUCAAUGAGGAGAAAUUUGCACGUGUCUUUACCAAGGAUGCAUGGUGCAAACAGCAACGAGGUAAAUUUGAGGAAGCUUUCAAUUAUUACAGGAAGGCAGCUACGUACACCCCAGACGACGUUAAUCCUGAAAAGGCAAACAUUCUGAAUAACGUUGGAUUAUGUUUCGUAAGUCUUGGAAUGAAAGAAGAAGGGCUUAAGUUUGUUCGCCAAGCCCAAGAUGUGAGAGAGACGUUAAGUAACGACAAAAAUGAUCCUCUGUUGGCCGAAUCGUUUUUCAACGUUGGGUUUUGCUUGUUGAAGAAAGGUGACUUCAGUGACGCUAAAACAAAUCUGGAGGAAGCUAAAAGACGGUACGAUCAACUUGGGGACGAGAUAGGCAUUUCCUUAGCACUGAGAAAUUUGGCAGCAUGCCUGUCCUUAAUAGAUCCAUCAAAAUACGACCUUGCUUUGGCUUACGCCCAACAGGCUCUGGAAAAGAUAAAAAAUUCUGUCCUUCAUUACUACAAUCCUGGAGUUGCUAGGAGCUUGUCAGCUCUUGGUCUCUGCCUUUUCAAGAUGGGAAGAUUUAAAGAAGCAAAGAAAAACCUGUUAGAAGCUGUGGAUAUCAUCGAAAAUUUGUUUUCAGAAGAUCAUCCAUGGCUGAUAGACAUUUAUCAGGUGCUCUACACAUUGUAUACAGAAGAUGGCGAGCAGAAGAAGGCGGAGAAAUACGAAACGAAAAAGAUGAGGAUAGUCAAUGUGAUAGAAAAAAUGGCUAAUUAUGUGGAUACGACUAAAGAUGUAAGAUGGAAGUCUCUUCCAGAUUUUCCUUUCUGAAAACAAUGGAAAUGGUUUCGUAGUAAAGUUUAUAUAGCUUGGGUAAUGAUAGCUAUAAUAACAUGAAGUACAUCCGGGGAAUAGAAAGAACAUAGUUAACAUUACAAAUGCCUAGCUAAGCGACACCAAUCAGUUUUUUACAUAGCCCAAAAAGGUUCGUGUAAAUAACUAAUCAGGUAAUGAAUGUAGAAAGUCACAGAAUAAACACUUGAAAAGCA
Molecule: messenger RNA, 2949 nt
Organism: Xenia sp. Carnegie-2017
Lineage: Eukaryota; Metazoa; Cnidaria; Anthozoa; Malacalcyonacea; Xeniidae
Exons: 3
Coding region: 317-2731 (804 amino acids)
Biological process (GO): lipid metabolic process
Molecular function (GO): protein binding
Source: RefSeq, a predicted model, not a curated record